AUGUUGUGUUGGACCACCGCGUUACCACGCCUCGCGAUUCCGCUCCUUCUCUUGUGCUGUAGCCUCUUCUUUCUGUCCCGCCCGGCCCUCCAUGCCCCGAAAACCCCCAUCGUCCACUUUCAAGUCGCCAACCUCACCAAAACCAGCUCCACCUUCGACGCCUCUGUCCAAGAGUUCUGGCUCUCCUUUGCGGCAUCCCUCGAGGAUGCUCGACCGCAAUGUUCGCCACUGCGCUCCGAGGAUGGUCAUCCGCCUGACUCUUACACGACAUUCCAGCCUCUCGAACCGACCAAGCAGCGCCUUGAGCGACUGAACAUUAUCGAUGAAAGUGAGACGGCUCUCUUUCGUGCGCACUAUCUCAUGCGCGCUUCGGCGCUGAGGCUAGGACCAAAACUCCCGUUCAGCGCGGGCACUACAGGUAUCGUGACGACGGCGAACCCGAAAUACAUGUCCAUCUUCCUCGUCUCGCUGCGCAUGCUGCGUCGAACGGGAUGCCAGCUGCCGGUUGAAGUCUUCAUUAGCGACUGGUCCGAAUAUAAUUCUACGCUUUGCGAAACCGUCCUCCCGUCUCUCAAUGCGCGAUGCGUCGUCUUGUCGGAGAUCUACUCUACUGCGAAAGACAUAGCUCCGCUAGAUCACUUCCAGUACAAGAUCUUUUCUAUCCUCUUCUCCUCGUUCCAAAACGCCCUUUUCCUCGAUAGCGACGCGUUCCCCGCUCACGAUCCUACCACCCUUUUUCUCGCGCCGCCUUACACCACACACGGUCUCGUGACAUGGCCAGACCUCUUCGGCGACACGGCGUCGUCCCACUACUACCACAUCGCCGGCAUCCCUGAAGUCCCUGUCUCUACGCGCUACUCGACGGAAAGCGGACAGGUGUUGCUCGACAAGAGCAAACAUAGAGAGAGCUUGCUCUUGAUGGUGUAUUACAACUACUACGGGCCAUCGUACUACUACCCGCUUCUUUGCCAAGGGAGCCACGGUGCGGGCGAUAAGGACACAUUCAUCCACGCUGCCAUGGCGAUGGGUUUACCCUGGUACCAAGUCAGCAUCGGCGUCCACGCACUAGGCCGCGACAGGAACGGCAGCUAUGCAAUGGCGGGCAUGGCGCAGGCGGAUCCAGCGCUCGACUUCCAAUACGCGCGGCCGAUGCCGAGCCACAUGCAUAUGCAAGACCUCUGGCAAGACGACGACCUCAAGCAUGUGAACCCAGAAGUCGAGGAAGCGCGCGAUGGUACACGUCGUGCACCCAAGAAACCGCGGCCCUUCUUCAUCCACCAGAACAUGCAUAAGCCGGAUCCGAAGACUAUCUUGGCGAAGGACAACGAUCCGCUAAGGGACGUGGAGGGCCAAUACCAGCGGAUGUGGGGUUCUCUGAGAGAUAUGGUGGCCGACUUUGGAUAUGACGUCGAGAGGCGGCUGUGGGAGGUCAUGGUGGAGGAGGCGUGCAGGGAAGAUACUGGAAGUGAGACUUGCGCCCAAAUCUCCAGGUAUGUGCUCGAGGUUUUUGGGUACAUAGAGUCUCUUGAAGGACCGUGA
Messenger RNA from Trematosphaeria pertusa, 1539 nucleotides. Its product is annotated as glycosyltransferase family 71 protein. Gene Ontology annotation, biological process: mannan biosynthetic process. Bases 1 to 1539 code for a protein of 512 amino acids. Gene Ontology annotation, cellular component: Golgi apparatus. Gene Ontology annotation, molecular function: alpha-1,2-mannosyltransferase activity. The record is from RefSeq and is a predicted model, not a curated record. NCBI's taxonomy places the organism in Eukaryota, Fungi, Ascomycota, Dothideomycetes, Pleosporales, Trematosphaeriaceae. The transcript has a single exon.